UUUUUCUUCUGUGUUUGGCUCUAUCUUCGACCGCUCUAAUGGCGUCGAGAAUCAGAGACCUUCAGCUCACGUCGAUCUCUGCUGCCGGAAGACCACCGGGGAUGUUCGUUCCGAUGGAUGAUUCCGGCGACCUUGAAGAUGUGAGGCUUUUGGAUUCUUAUGAGAGAGAGGAGAGGGAGAACAUGGGAUAUGAGGAAGAAAAUAUGAGGAGAAUUCAGGUUAGUGUCUCGGGUAUGACUUGUGCUGCUUGCUCCAAUUCUGUAGAGGCAGCCCUUGUUGGAAUCCGUGGGGUUGUAAGGGCUUCUGUUGCGUUGCUUCAGAAUAAGGCGGAUGUGGUGUUUGAUCCCAAGCUGGUCAAGGAUGAAGAUAUCAAGACUGCAAUUGAAGACGCUGGUUUUGAUGCUGAGAUUUUACCAGAUUCCAAUACAUUUGGAACAAAAUCACAGAAAACUUUGUUGGGGCAGUUCAGGAUAGGAGGUAUGACAUGUGCAGCUUGUGUAAAUUCUGUAGAAGGUAUUUUAAUAAAGCUCCCUGGCAUCAAACGAGCAACUGUGGCCUUGGCUACUUCAUUAGGAGAAGUUGAGUAUGAUCCAGCUGUCAUUAAUAAAGAUGAUAUAGUUAAUGCGAUAGAAGAUGCUGGUUUUGAGGCUGCAGUUGUACAGAGUGGUGAACAGGAUAAGAUUUUCUUGAUGGUAGCUGGGUUGUCCACUGAGUUGGAUCUACAACUUUUAGAUGGCAUACUUAGGGACUUGAAAGGGGUGAGGCAAUUUAAUUUCAACGAGACUCAGGCUGAACUAGAAGUUCUCUUUGAUCCUGAACUCAUAGGUUCCAGAUCUAUAGUUGAUAUGAUUGAAGGAGGAAGCAAUGGAAAAUUUAAAGUUAAUGUUCAGAGCCCUUAUUCGAGAAUGACUUCAAACCAUACAGUAGAGUCUUCAAACAUGUUGAAGCUUUUCAUUUUUAGUCUGUUUCUCAGUAUCCCUGUCUUCCUGAUACGGGUAGUUUGUCCCCACAUACACCUUUUCUAUUCUCUACUUCUUUGGCGAUGUGGGCCCUUCCUGAUGAGUGAUUGGUUGCAAUUUGCAUUGGUGAGUAUUGUUCAAUUUGUUAUUGCCAAGCGCUUUUAUGUAGCAGCUGCCAGAGCGCUGAGGAAUGGAUCGACAAACAUGGACGUUUUGGUUGCGCUGGGAACUUCAGCCUCUUAUUUCUACUCCGUCUUUGCCCUUCUAUAUGGUGCCAUCACUGGGGUCUGGUCGCAAACAUAUUUUGAGACUAGUACAAUGCUAAUAACGUUUGUGCUUUUGGGGAAGUAUUUGGAAACACUUGCCAAGGGAAAAACAUCAGAUGCUAUCAAGAAGUUGGUAGAACUUGCUCCAGCAACAGCUAUCUUGCUUGUCAAAGAUGCAGGAGGGAAGUGUAUUCAAGAAAGAGAGAUAGAUGCUUUUCUAAUUCAACCUGGUGACACACUAAAAGUUCUUCCUGGUUCCAAGGUUCCUACUGAUGGUGUGGUUGUGUGGGGUUCAAGUUAUGUUGAUGAGAGUAUGGUAACCGGUGAAUCUAAACCAGUUUUGAAGGAGGUCAAUUCAUUGGUUAUAGGAGGUACAAUGAAUUUUCAUGGUGCUCUUCACAUACAAGCCACUAAAGUAGGGUCUAACACAGUUUUGAGUCAGAUAAUUUCUUUGGUUGAGACAGCACAGAUGUCAAAAGCUCCCAUUCAGAAGUUUGCUGAUUUUGUUGCAAGCAUUUUUGUCCCUACAGUGGUUACAAUGUCAUUACUGACACUCUUGGGAUGGUAUAUUUGUGGAGCAUUUGGAAUGUACCCAGAGGAGUGGCUGCCUGAAAAUAGCAGCUGUUUUGUUUUUUCCCUUAUGUUUGCAAUAGCAGUUGUAGUGAUUGCAUGUCCUUGUGCUCUUGGAUUAGCAACACCAACUGCUAUCAUGGUUGCAACAGGCGUUGGUGCUAAUAAUGGUGUCCUAAUAAAAGGAGGAGAUGCUCUGGAAAGGGCUCAGAAGGUGAAGUAUGUGGUGUUCGAUAAAACAGGUACCCUUACACAGGGAAGACCCACAGUCACAACACUGAAAACUUAUACGGAAAUAGAUCGUGGAGACUUCCUUACUUUGGUUGCUUCUGCAGAGACUAGCAGCGAACACCCAUUGGCAAGAGCAUUGGUGAAUUAUGCUCGCCAUUUCCAUUUCUUCAAUGAGCCAUCUGCUGCUAAGGAUUCCGAUAAUGAACACAAAGAGUCUAAUACCUCUGGAUGGCUUUAUGAUGUCUUGGACUUUUCUGCUUUGCCAGGGAGAGGUGUUCAGUGCUUUAUAAAUGGGAAAAGGGUUUUGGUUGGGAACCGGAAACUGUUGCUUGAAAAUGGGGUUACUAUACCAGAUGAGGCUGAAAAUUUUUUGGUGGAAUUGGAGGAAAGUGGAAAAACAGGGAUACUUGUGGCAUAUAAUGACACUCUAAUUGGUGUAUUGGGACUAGCAGAUCCUCUUAAAAGAGAAGCUGCUGUUGUUGUAGAAGGCCUGAAGAAUUUGGGUGUCCAACCAGUCAUGGUAACGGGGGACAAUUGGAGGACAGCACGGGCUGUAGCUAAGGAGGUUGGCAUUCAAGAUGUGAGAGCAGAGGUGAUGCCGUCUGGAAAAGUUGAUGCUAUACGUUCAUUUCAGAAAGAUGGAAGCACAGUUGCAAUGGUGGGUGAUGGUAUCAAUGAUUCACCAGCUCUUGCGGCUGCAGAUGUUGGGAUAGCUAUUGGAGCAGGGACAGAUAUUGCUAUAGAAGCUGCCGAUUAUGUGUUGAUGAGGAAUAAUUUGGAAGAUGUCAUUACAGCCAUUGAUCUCUCGAGAAAAACCUUUGCCCGUAUCCGAUUGAAUUAUGUGUUUGCCAUGGGAUACAAUGUGGUUGCCAUCCCAGUUGCAGCAGGAGUUUUCUUCCCUUUACUGAGGUUCAGGUUGCCACCUUGGGUAGCUGGGGCAUGCAUGGCCCUUUCAUCUGUAACUGUUGUAUGUUCUUCUUUGCUUUUGAGAAGAUACAAAAGACCCAGACUUACAACUCUACUUGGGAUAACUAUAGAUUGAAAAUAAUAGCAUCAAUAAAAAGGAGGAGAAAAAGGAAAAAAGAAGAAUGGAAAAUGAUGUGGAAUGGAAUGGAUAUGAAAUAGCAUUCCAUAUCCCAAUUCAGAGUGUCAUUUUGUAGCAUGUUACUUUACCAUUAGGAGCGUUUGAAUCUGCACCACCAUUCUGUAUAAUGUCACAUGUACGUGUAUCUGUCUCCAUUUUCUACUGAUUGAAUGAAAGAAUUACAAUGUGUUCCAUGAUC
This is a messenger RNA of Telopea speciosissima, 3309 nucleotides long. RefSeq names its product copper-transporting ATPase RAN1-like. Lineage: Eukaryota; Viridiplantae; Streptophyta; Magnoliopsida; Proteales; Proteaceae. The record is from RefSeq and is a predicted model, not a curated record. Gene Ontology annotation, biological process: monoatomic cation transport. Gene Ontology annotation, cellular component: membrane. Gene Ontology annotation, molecular function: copper ion binding; ATPase-coupled monoatomic cation transmembrane transporter activity; ATP binding. The coding region runs from base 39 to 3068 and encodes 1009 amino acids. The transcript is spliced from 9 exons.